Molecule: messenger RNA, 1908 nt
Organism: Caenorhabditis bovis
Lineage: Eukaryota; Metazoa; Nematoda; Chromadorea; Rhabditida; Rhabditidae
Source: the annotation of a GenBank genome assembly
AUGAAGCUUCUGCUUCUUCUUUUUCUGUGCUCAUUUCACUGUAUCGGUGCGCAGGAUCUGAAGUCGUUGAUAGACUUCUGUGCAAAAGCUCCGGCAACUCCACCAAAAUCACUUAGUGAUAAAAUCAAACUUCCCGAUGUUUAUAAGGUGACUGGAUCAUUCACAGAUUUUAUCAAGGCCACAACAUCGCUUCUUGUUGAAAGUUCAUCUCCUCAGUUCCGUGUGCUUCAGUCACACACGCGCAAUCAAUUGCCUAACAAAUGGAUUGAAGAACUUACUGGAGAAAAAGCCAGCAUGUUUGUGAACAUGACAAGCGGCGAAUGCACGGGAAUGUCACCGAAACCAAAGUUGAUUAAUUACCCAUCGCUCAAUAAAGUCAUCGGAGACGACUCGUCAUCCUUCGCCAGUAUGAUUAAUGGCCUUUUGGAAUUCAAUAAAGCACAAAGCGGCUAUGUGGUUGACAAUGAAUCAGAGAUUGUUGCCGGCGUCAACACGGUAAAAUGGAUUUCCUGCGUAAACGGAACCGCUGUGAAUGAUACAAAGCUGAUUGUCGAGGUGCGAUAUGCCGAUGAUCUUACGCCCGCUGCUGAGGAUCCAUUCGGAAGCCCGCUGCUCGUUUCGAUUCGUAUUGCGGAAUUGCCAACAUUCAACAGCACCACGCCAAUCAAUCAUGUUUCUCUCGAACUUGACCGCUAUGAAUUGCCUUCCGGAAACGAAGCUUCGCUUCCUCAUGGAAUUUAUUGCUCAAAGAGAAACAGCACUAAUAUUCCAUUGAAAAACAUGGAUGAAUAUGCGGCAUUCCUUGAUUAUUACGAUCAUUCGACGAACACUUCAGAAGUUAUUGAAAUUCUUUAUUCGAAAUCUCGCCAAAUCUUGAUAAUCAGUGGAAAUUCUUUGCAAAAUGGUGUACAACUUAUUAGAGCUUCAAAUGAGCUUUUCAAGAACGGAACUGAUUAUUUGGUUCACGAUUUCAAAUAUGGAUAUCAAUUCGCGAUGAGCCGCGAUGCAUGCCUUGAUUUUGGCACCCUUUUCCCGAGUACUUAUGAUGUCAUCAAAGAAAUCAACGAAACCAUCGCAAUGCGAAAAUUGGAAGAAAUGUUGAUUGAUCCGUUGCUCCGCUUUGAUCCAUACGAAAAUGAUAUCGAUAUUGUUGGACUCCCAUUGAGAACAUUUCGUGCGUAUGAUGUUCGUGAUGAUACGAUUUACGAGGCACACUUGACAACUGAUAACGAGCUUCUCUCAUUAGCAAAAUUCCAUACGGGGUCGAAAAAACUGGGAACUACGCUGACCAUUACGCCAAUCCCUGUGGAAUCGUCAAGAUUGAAUAUGAAACUUGUGCAAUUGUCGGAUUGUUACGAUUCUGGAAAAUUUGCCAAUAAUACGUGGAUUAUGAACAUCAAAAACAAAAAUGUGACGGAUAUUGAAAAGGUUGGAUUGAAUGCAUUGAACGAGGCGCUAACAACUUCAAUUACCAAUAAUGUCUAUCCAGUUAUUCCAUAUCGUAUUCUCACCUUCUGGGUUGAAGAUCGUAAUGGCGGAUUGUCGAUUAUGCUUCGUGUUAGUGAGAAAUCGCAGAUUCAACCAGCAAAUGUUGCCGGAUACAACUAUACGGCUGAAUUGGGAUCGUUUGAGCUUUUCAAGUUGAUUAAUGAAACUAUUUAUGCUGAUAAGCUGCCAAUUCAAAUAGUCAAGGUUGAUGGAACAAAAGAGGAAUGGUCAACCGACGCGAAUAGUAUGAAAUUGUUCCCACCUGAGACUGACAAUGGAUUUAUCGGCUACACUGGAGGAGCUAUGUUCGUUCUCGCCGUCUUCUGCCUUCUGAUCGGAGUCUCGAUAGGUGCAGUUGGCGUAUUUGUCGCUACGCGUCGUCAACGCAUUUCAACACUUGCUUACCAAGUGUUCGAAUAA